ACUAAUAGCUAUCUGUCAAACUUUUACCGUCGUCGUGUGUUGUCGAUAGUUCGUUGCAAUACAAUGCCUAAAUCUAACGAUACAUUUUCAUCGCAUAUUAUGAAAACGUGACCGAUUUCAUGGUUUAUAACUUCAAAUGGAUAAUUUGGAAAUCGUUACUUACACCAAAGAGUAGAAAAAACAAUUUUACCCCCUACUUUUAUCUAGACAAAAAUGUCGAAGAAUGGCGAAGUGACAUCAAAUCAAGGGCCCAGCAGACCUAGUAUGCCAAGGCCAGACUUAAAUUUAUUCAAUUCUGAAAAACGUAAAGUACUCGAGCUGCCGUUAGGAGGCCCAUCGAGCGAUGGUGCAGCUUUUAUGCCAUUCCCUCCGAAUACCUCGACAGCACAGAGGCCUAGAGUACCAUCACGUACUAUUAGAGAUGUUCUACCUGAAAAUGCCAGGGACAGAUGUAGGAUUUAUCCAUCCAUGCAAUCAUCAGGUAAACUUCAACUAUCUGCUACAGAAAUAUAUGAUUUUACAGCUGAUGAUUUGCAGGAUUUGGGUGAAAUUGGUAGAGGUGCAUUUGGAGCAGUCAACAAAAUGGUCCACAGAAAAACUAAUCGUGUUAUGGCUGUGAAACGUAUAAGGUCUACAGUGGAUGAAAAAGAACAGAAGCAGUUACUAAUGGACUUAGAAGUAGUAAUGAAAAGUAAUGAUUGCCCAUAUAUUGUAGAAUUUUAUGGGGCACUAUUUAAAGAAGGUGAUUGCUGGAUUUGUAUGGAGCUUAUGGAUACAUCUUUAGACAAAUUUUAUAAAUUCAUAUGUGAAAGAAUGCAAACUCGGAUACCUGAAAAUAUUAUAGCUAAAAUUACACUUGCAACAGUCAAAGCUUUAAAUUAUUUAAAAGAGAAACUAAAAAUAAUUCAUAGGGAUGUCAAACCAUCAAACAUACUUCUAGACAGAAGAGGUAACAUAAAAUUAUGUGAUUUCGGUAUAUCUGGAAAAUUGGUGGAUUCUAUAGCCCGUACACGUGACGCUGGAUGUAGACCAUAUAUGGCACCAGAACGUAUAGAUCCGGGGCGAGCACGAGGAUACGACGUGCGGUCAGACGUAUGGUCCCUGGGUAUCACUCUGAUGGAGGUGGCGACAGGCGCAUUCCCCUACCCACGCUGGGGCUCCGUGUUCGAGCAACUCCAGCAAGUCGUACAGGGUGACCCGCCGCGCCUUACCAAUAAUAAUAACACUUUCUCGAAUAACUUUGUCGAGUUUGUUAAUACUUGCCUCAUUAAAGAAGAAACUCAACGUCCGAAAUACAACAGACUAUUGGAAAGUCCAUUUAUAAAAGGUAUUGACCAAAGUAGAGUCGAUGUGGCUGCAUAUGUGUGUGAAGUCCUUGAUGCAAUGGAACGUAAUGGAGUCAGUCCAUUCACCACAGACCAACCUGCGCAGGCGUGGGUGGAUUAAUCAUUACUUCUUUUGUAUAAAUAUUUAAUUACACACUGUUUCUCUGUACAUUACUGAUUUAGUUAAUGAAUUAAUGACACUAAAACGCACUUGACAUGUACACUCGCGUUUUAAGGACCUAUAUAUACUCAUAUCUGUUAUUCUGUAUAAAGAUGUAUAAGGAAAACGACACCAUAGUCUUUACAGUUCUCUGUACAUAAAACAGUUAUUCCUGAACCAUUACCAUGAACUGUUAGCCAUCACUCACUUAGUAUUUUUCCAGUAUAAGAAAUAGACCUUACUUAACUCAAAAAACUAAUGUCUAUUUCUUAUAAUAUGGCAAGAUACUCAUAAUACCUGCACAGAUGAUAGAAAACAAGUGACUUAUUUUAGUCCAUUAUAAUGAAACUUUUAAAAUUAUAUACACGUCAGUUUAAUUACAUGAGUGACAAAGUGCUAUUUUGUUUUCUGCAAUAAAAAAAAAUUUUCUUUAUUUGUGCAAGACUAAACUUUUAUAUACAGUUUGCAACAACUAUUUAUACAGUACUUAAAACUGUAUAUGUAUAUAGCGCUUUAAAAAAAGAAUAAAAAGGUUUCUUCAGGGUCGGCAACUUGCAAGUAAUGCCCCUGGUAUUGCAGGCAUUCAUAAACUACAGUAACUGCUUACCAUCAGGUGGGUCGUUUUCUUGUUUGCCAUCUCAGUGGUAAAAAAAUGCUAAUACAUAUACUGUAAGAUUGGACCUAUGUGGCUCUAGCACAUUACCUCUUACCUGUAUAUAUAAAAUAUCUUUAUACAAUGUAUUAUGUACAUACACAACCUAACAUACUCUUAUAUUAAAAUUAAUUCAACUAUAAUUGUAAAAAUAUUAAUCAAAAAUAAUUGUGAUAUAACAUAGGACUCUAAAUUGAAUAAAAUCGGAUAAAAAUAAAGAGUUCAUGGUAGUCAUCUAGGUUUCAUUUAAUUAUGUUCAUAUCAGUAUAUUAAUGUAAAUGUACACAACAAAUAUAAUAGCACGAAUAUUUAUAUAUAGGACCUAAAAAACGCGAACCACAUGAAAGGCACAUGUUUGGGCGUGGUGCUUGACAGAGAUUGUAUAGAAAUGGUUUUCACUGAUUAGGUAAUCAUGUCACGUUAUACAUAUAUAUCUAGACCUGGAUUAUCUAUUUAUAUAUAAUAUUUCCUGGAAUAGAUGAUCUGUCAGUGCACUACAGAACCAGAUAUGGCUUAAAUGUAUGGUCAAUGUCUAUUACAUCUGCUGUAAUGUCAUUUACAGUAGAAAGAGUUGCAAUUUAUAGUAAGUAUUUCUGUAUGAAAAGUUUGUAGUAUAUGUUAGGACAAGUAGGACAAUUCUUUAAAACUUUAUCUUACAGUUUGCAGUUUAAAAAUGUUUUAUAAAUAUGUAUUUAGUAUGAUUCUAUAACAUUUACAUAUUACUAUAUCAUACCAAGUUCUCAAUACAAAGCAUAUAUUUAAUAAAAUAAAAGUAAACUAUUUUAUCUACGAUCAUUCCCAGUGGUAUUCAAACCAAUAUAUGUGGACUGGAAGUUUUCGUUUAUCCAUAAUAAGACAAAGCAAAAUAGGAUGGGUCAUUCUUUUUACACUACUAAUUAUUUCUACCUACUUCUUCUUCUUUUCAUUUUAGAAUUUCCUCUUGUCAGUGCAACUAAUUCAUGCAUCUUCCAGCCAGUUUAUCCCAGGCCAUAUCCUUAACCUCCCUAUACGACAUGACACCUAGUGUUUCUUUUACCUGUCCCAUGAAGUUAUUCCUCAGUCUUCCUCUUUUGCCCUCUAUUUUUCCCUCUACUAUACUCUUAAAAAAUCAUCAUGUCGUAUUUAGGUGGCCCAGCAUUUUGCCUCUUCUAUUCUCUAUUAUUUUAAUUAAUGUUCUUUUCUCGUUCACUCUUUUCAGGACUUCCUCAUUCGUCUCCUCUAUGUCCGUAUGCCUCAAGUAUCUUUUUUUCUUUUGCGUCAUUGUUCAUUAUUGAUUCUAUCUACUUAUUGAGCACUAUUUAAAAUUUUAUUAGACUUUUACUUCCUUAAAAUAGACAAAUAUGUAGUUAUAUACAAGUCAACAAAAGACAUCAAGAUCAAUAUAAAUGCGAAAAAAUGCAAUAUAUAUAUAUAUAUACUUCUGUUCACAUUCCUCUUUUCAUUCACUUGUAUGCUGGUUCUAUCAGCUCAUGAUGGCUCAAUUCCGGUCAACAUUUAGGAUUGCAGUAUAUUAUUGUUGUUAUAAAUAAAGUUUGUUUAUAUAAAGUUACAGAUUUCAUUUGGUGUAAUAUAUGUGUUAUAUUGAGAACCUGGCCAAAUUAUUGUUUGUGAAUGUAAAAAAUGUAUUGUGAAUGUGACUUGCUGACAGUAGGUUUUCUUUGGCUGAUUGAAUAUAUAUUGGUUUAUAUUUUGACACAGGUCAUGUAGGUAAUUUUAUAAAUUUGUAUAUACAGACAAGUUAAAUGUAAUAACUAAAUUAGUGACCAUUUUUAUAUAAUUUCAUUGGAAUUGGCAGAAUAAUUUAUACAAAUUAUAAUAGGCAUUUGAAACACACUUAAAUUUUUUUUCACUGUAUUUAAUCAAAAUUUCUAUUUAUAAGAUUUGGUUCUCAAUACUACUGUAUAUUUAGAAUAGAAAGAUAAAUUAGUA
Galleria mellonella (greater wax moth) is the source of this 4066-nucleotide messenger RNA. It is a transcript of the gene Mkk4, whose product is annotated as dual specificity mitogen-activated protein kinase kinase 4. The record is from RefSeq and is a predicted model, not a curated record. Gene Ontology annotation, biological process: MAPK cascade; protein phosphorylation. NCBI's taxonomy places the organism in Eukaryota, Metazoa, Arthropoda, Insecta, Lepidoptera, Pyralidae. Gene Ontology annotation, molecular function: JUN kinase kinase activity; ATP binding. Bases 214 to 1446 code for a protein of 410 amino acids. The transcript has 8 exons.